GGCGGUUCUGUUGAGCGCGGUGUUGUCCUUUCUCCUUUAGCCGAGUGUGCAGCUGCGGGAGCUAGUUCUCUGUGUGCGGCUCUCUGUGCGGCUCCGUGCGGCUCUGUGCUCUCUGUGCUCUCUGUGCGCGGCUCUCUCCGUCCGGGCGCACUCCGCGGGACGCACGAGGCUCCUGGAUCACCCCCCGGCUCCAGAAAAGCACCAGACGAGGCUCAGACCACACUAAAAACUGAAGAAGCCCUGCAUUCAGAGCGCGACCGUCCGCCAACUCCCCCCGACCCGACCGGCGCUGACGUCCUGCAGUGUGCGCGUCUGAGGAGGGAAAAGAGGAGGAGCCAAACCGACCUGCCGCGAACAACGGUCCACCAAAAAAAAAACCUUGGGGACAUUCGCUUUGCUUUAGCUAAGUGGUAAUUACACAGGACCUGCUGCACUUUAGAGCAAAACAAAUGUACAUGAUAAACUCUGAUAAAAAGUAAAACAACGGCUCCAUCGUCUGUCGGAAGUGAAGCUCACAUCCCGCGAAAUCUUCGACUUGAGCAAACGGUUGAUGAAAUCUCUGAAACUCAUGUCCACGAAUCCCUCAACCUGAAGGGAGCGAUGGAAGUUGUUGUGAAUGAGGAGAAAAAGAAAAUUUUCCGUGCCAGAAAAACCAUGAAGAUCAGUGAUCGUCAGCAGCUAGAGACUCUUCACAGCACUUUACUGACCUCGUCUUCAGGUUUGUCAAACUCUCCACCGCCGCUCAUGAAUGGAACACACAAAGAGGAUGGACCAAAUCCUGAAGAUAAUCAACAAGGUCAGUUGGAGCCAGUGUCUCCAAAUGAUGAGUCUCCUUCGUCUCCCACUCCUGAGCUGUCCCUAAAUCUGUCCCCCUCGCCUGAAUCUGCAGAAAGUCCAAAUGCAAAGGAUGACCUGCCUGGCUCUCCAGUAUCUCCAUUCCACUCGCUAAAUUCUGAACUGAAAAAAUUAGAGAAUGACGAGUCACGCCCUUCAUCCCCAAAUUUAAACCUGGACAUUCCAUCCGAAAAGGCCCCCAAACAAACUCCAGAAGACCACACUGAGCCAGUCGCUGAAAACGAAGCCGUGGAAGAUGACACUACAGAGGAUCAAGCAGAAUCAACAAAUUCUGUGAAGGAUUCUGAAGGCCUGCCUCCUCAGUCUCCUGUGGUGCAAACUGAUUGCUCUGAACCAAUGGAAACAGACAGUGGCUCCACAAAAGCAGUGGACUCUGCAACAGCAGAAACCAAAACAGAUAAACAGACUGAUGAAAAAACACCUUCUUCGUUAUCUUCAAAUGAGGUUGUUUCUUCCCCUUCUUCCGCCUGCAAAGCUGAAGCUACUGUCACUGAAAAAGACGCAGAACCAGAGAAAGUAAAGGAAAAGAAUGUUCCAGUUGCCGAGGUGAAAAAAGAGGCGAAAGUGGCUGUCGAUUUAAAAACAAAAGUGAAAAGUGAAAAGGAUACAAUCAAACAAGCCCGACCUUCCUCAACUCCACCGUCAGAUGCAGUUAAAGAAGAGAGAACGUCUGGAAUAAAACGCACCCUCUCAGAGGGAUUUGAACCCAAUGGACCUUCUAUAAGCAGAGAAGUCAAAAGGCCAAAGAUGGAGAAUGAAGAGUUUGAAGCACAACUGGAGCUCAAAAUUACUGCAAAAGCUGGAAAUCACCUUAAACUUGAAAAGAUCGUUCAGAAGCUUGUAGAGGACAAACUGAGAGUGCUGGAGAUGUCCAUUUUUGACAGAAGUCUUCAGGAGUUAAAAGACAGAGUUGACCAAAUCGACUGUAGGACUAAACACCACACUGCUAUGAAUACACUACAAGCCAAAAUAGCUCGUCUUGCGAAAAAAUUUGGAGAGGCCAAUCAGGCCUCUGAAAAUAAAAAGAAACAGGAGGCACUCGCUGCUGCUGCCGCUGCGUCGUCGAACACUACCCCGGCUCCGCCAGCUCCUGCUGCUAAGACGGUUCCAAACAGUCUUCAGACUCAAAGGCCUGCUCGUUCCUCAGUGGAGGUAAAGCAGACAACAACAAUCGCUGUUGCAUCAACCAGCAUUCCUUCACCUGCCACUACAACUCCUGCUAUCUCUGCUUCUGUUCCCACCACCACGACUUUAGUGUCUCAAACCCCUAUACUCCAGCUCAUCGCCUCCACUGCAAAUGCUGUCUCUAAUUUGACUGCGAGCAGCACGACUCAGAGUCCUACCAGCACGUUGGUGUUGAAGAACGGUAUGAUGGCGACAGGCCAGCCGCUGCUCAUCCAGCUGCCUCUGUCCAUGGCAAACGGUCAGGCAGGAACUCUUGUAAACAUUCCCGUGUCCUCCUUGAAUGCGGUCACUUCUUUAAACAAGGCAAAGACUACUGCACCCACUACAACAUUUAUUCUCAAGUCUGCUCCUACAUCGACCGCUGUGCCCUCCGCUGCUACGCUACCCGCUAUCCAAGCUCCUGUGUCUCACGUGCCCACUUCACAAAUCUCUCUUGCCCGGGCGGUGUACCAGGGCGGUGCAGGAGGAAUAACCACACCCAACUCGGGGGUAUCUGUGACCUCAGUGAGAGCCCCGACACAGUCUGUAUCUGUGGCCGGAGCGAUGUCCUCAGCCUCAUCGCUUGUGACAUCUGGCCCAGCUGCAACCGGAUCUACUGCCCCUGGACCGCCACAGGGGACGUCACUCACCACAAAAACAGACAACCAAGUACCUGGACCUUCUUCAUCCAAAGCACCACCGUCCGCACCUCGACCAAAGGGCUCUGUCAUCGAUCUGACUGAGGAAGAUGAUGACGUUUUAGUCACAGGAGUAAAGAGCGCCACAGUUACCACAGCCACUGCUAUACGCUCACAAACAAGCAUCACAAGUACAGCCAGAUCAUCCCCUCAGACAAACCCAACCUCUAGCAGUAAUCCUCAACUCUCGACCCACCAUCGCCCUCUACUGGACUCAAAAUCCAGAAAUACGACUAGUACUCCUACUCGCAGCUCCAGUGUUGCUCUGCCUCCUCUUCCUUCUGCCCCUGUACCACCGCGUUUACCUCCAGAAGCCGAAAAGACCUCAGUCCCUCAACAACCACAGCUAAAGCUCGUGCCAAGUCAGACGGGCAUUGUCCUUUCUUGGUGUGUAGCAGAAACAGAUUUGACCUGUGCGGCCGUGGACAGCUACCACCUCUACGCUUUCCAUCAAGACAACUCAAACAGCAACCCAUCUCAGCAGCACUGGAAAAAGAUCGGAGAGGUCAAGGCCCUUCCUCUGCCAAUGGCCUGCACGCUGACCCAGUUUCAGACUGGCUCGACUUAUCAUUUCGCUGUUCGAGCUAAAGACAUAUAUGGGCGAUUUGGUGCUUUCUGUGAACCGCAGUGCACUAAUGUUAUCAAUUCAAGCUCUAGUUGAACCAGUCAGAAUGGCAGACGUUAAUCAUUCAUUCCGUUGGAGGUUACUUUUUUUGAAACCUCGCCUGCAUCUGUAAAUAAUGAAUGCGUAUUAUCUGGACUGAGGACUGACUUGAGAAUGAAAAUGUCUUAUGGUUUUGUCCAGUGUAUUUCUAGAUGACAUCUCGUGAGCGUGUAUAUAAUUUACUCUGCAGGUCCUAUAUUUAUGUUCUGACUCCUGUUCCCUUGAUUCAAAUGUCAAAUUGUUUAACCUGACUAUGAGUGACAGAAUUUACUCUAGGACACAAUUGCACAGAAUUGUAUUAAUGUGUGGUAGAUACUGAUUUUUGUACAUUUUGUCUGGCAACCAGACUUUGACAAGCAUAAUAAAGUUUUUAUUUAAA
This is a messenger RNA of Periophthalmus magnuspinnatus, 3760 nucleotides long. It is a transcript of the gene atf7ip, whose product is annotated as activating transcription factor 7 interacting protein. The transcript is spliced from 14 exons. The coding region runs from base 601 to 3378 and encodes 925 amino acids. The record is from RefSeq and is a predicted model, not a curated record. Gene Ontology annotation, molecular function: transcription coregulator activity; protein binding. NCBI's taxonomy places the organism in Eukaryota, Metazoa, Chordata, Actinopteri, Gobiiformes, Gobiidae. Gene Ontology annotation, biological process: regulation of DNA-templated transcription. Gene Ontology annotation, cellular component: transcription regulator complex; nucleus.